AUGUUUCUCUACCAACUACUCAACUUUUUCUUUGUAGCUUCCAAAAAGGAGGGGGGCACUAAAUAUGACCUGUCCCUGUACAAGCGUGGUGAUCUGUUAGAGGUCCCCAGGACGUUAUUCACCCAUUUUGGUAUCUACUUGGGUGACAACCGUGUGGCUCAUCUCAUUCCAGACAUCCUGCCUCUCAUUUCCAAGAAUAAAUCUGCAAUUGCUAAGAUGGUAACAAAUAACCGCCUGCUGCUUGGGGUUAUCGCUAAGGUCGCUAGCGUCAGGGUGGACUCAGUGGAAGAUUUUGCUUAUGGCUCAGAGAUUCUGGUCAACCACAUGGACAAAGUGUGCAGCCAGCCUCCGUUGGAUGGGGACGAGGUGGCACAAAGGGCUGAGAAACUCCUGGGAUCGGUCAGCUACAGUUUGCUGUGGUACAACUGUGAACACUACGUCAUGUACUGCAGAUAUGGCAUGGCUAUCAGCUACCAGACUUACCAGUCUUUUCUACGUCCCACUCUAACUAGAACCAUGCUGUAUCUGGGCUGUGGGACGCCGCUGACACUUUUACUAACCCUGCUCAUCUCAUUCACCAUCUGGAUGGCAGCAUAG
This is a messenger RNA of Monopterus albus (swamp eel), 597 nucleotides long. RefSeq names its product lecithin retinol acyltransferase. Lineage: Eukaryota; Metazoa; Chordata; Actinopteri; Synbranchiformes; Synbranchidae. The coding region runs from base 1 to 597 and encodes 198 amino acids. The transcript has 3 exons. Gene Ontology annotation, molecular function: phosphatidylcholine-retinol O-acyltransferase activity. Gene Ontology annotation, cellular component: rough endoplasmic reticulum. The record is from RefSeq and is a predicted model, not a curated record. Gene Ontology annotation, biological process: retinol metabolic process; vitamin A metabolic process.